This is a messenger RNA of Vigna unguiculata (cowpea), 929 nucleotides long. Its product is annotated as disease resistance protein RPP13-like. NCBI's taxonomy places the organism in Eukaryota, Viridiplantae, Streptophyta, Magnoliopsida, Fabales, Fabaceae. Gene Ontology annotation, molecular function: ADP binding. The record is from RefSeq and is a predicted model, not a curated record.
UUAAUUUUAUUAUAGCAUUGGUAUGAUGAUUUAAAAAAAUACAAAGGAUUUUUUUAUUUGCUUUUUAUUAUAGCAGCAGGUUAAGAUUAUUGCAACCAGUUUUCGCAGUAUAUAUUUGGAUGUUCUUUGGGAUGUGGUUGCCACCUACACUGCAUUGCUUUUUCUGGUGCCUUAUUAAAUUCCUGUUUCUCUUCUUCCAUCACCAACCACAAACACCGUAUCUAAUGGCAGAGAGUGUAACUUGCUGUAUGGCGUGGAGGACAAGAUCCAGUCCCUCCAGUAUGAACUUCAAAUGAUGAAAGAGGUGCUCAGUAGCACAAGGAGCAAGAAGGGAAUGAAACAUACAGUGUUGAACCAAAUCAGAGAUGUGUCCCACUUAGCUGAGGAUCUCAUCGACACAUUCGUAGCCAAAGUUUCCAUUUACAAGAGGAGAACCAUUCUGGGGAGGAUGCUCCGUGGCUUUGGCCAAUUAAGGUUGCUCCACCGCGUAGCCGACAAAAUAGACAAGAUCGAAACCACUCUCAACGAAAUACGCGACAACAAGGACAAAUAUGAUGCUUUCAAAGAAACCAAGAAUCAAUCCGCAGCAGAAGAAGAGGAAGAGGAGGAGAAGGAAAGAGCAAAAUCAGUGCAGAAGCUAAGAAGAAAUGUGGAGGAAGAUGACGUGGUUGGCUUUGUCCAAGACUCCAAGGAUCUCAUCAAGCGACUCCUGGAAGGUGGUUCAGAUCGUAAUGCUGUCUCGAUCAUUGGCAUGGGGGGAUUGGGGAAGACCAUCCUUGCCCGAAAGGUCUAUAACGACACCCAGGUGAAGCAACACUUCAAGUGUCGUGCAUGGGUUUAUGUGUCAAACGAGUGCAGAGUUAAGGAGCUUUUGCUUGGCCUUCUUAAAACCUAAAAGAAAUAAACAUAGCUCUUAUUUUCAGAUUUAA